UCAGGCAACCAUGACAAACUACUACCAUAGUGUUUUCUUCACAAUAAUUUUUAUCAUUAGCGCUAUUUUAGUUCCACUUUCUCUUGCUUCUGUUAAUUCAAUAGGAAACUUCAACAAUGAUUUCUUCAUCUCAUGGGCUCCUACCCACGUAAACACAUCGGUUGAUGGCAAAAUAAGAAGCUUAAAACUUGAUCAAGAAUCAGGUUCUGGUUUCGAUUCAAACAGCAUGUUCUUGUUCGGGCAGAUAGACAUGCAAAUUAAGCUAAUACCAGGUUCUUCUGCAGGCAGUGUUGUGGCCUAUUACCUUGCAUCUGAUUCACCAAAUCGUGAUGAGAUAGACUUGGAGUUCCUAGGGAAUGUUUCAGGGCAACCUUAUAUUCUUCAAACAAAUAUAUAUUCUCAUGGCUUCGGCGAUAGGGAAGAGAGAAUUUAUCUUUGGUUUGAUCCGUCAGCAGACUUUCAUACGUAUUCUAUUCUUUGGAACAUUUAUCAAAUAGUGAUCAUGGUGGACUGGGUGCCUAUUAGGGUUUUUAGAAACCAUAAAGACAAAGGAAUAUCAUUUCCGAUUUCACAACCAAUGAGCAUCAAAGCAAGCUUAUGGAAUGGUGAAGAUUGGGCAACAAGGGGAGGGAAGGAUAAGAUUAAUUGGUCGAAGGCACCCUUUAUUGCUUCUUUUCGAAACUACAAGAUUGAUGCAUGUGUUUGGAGAGGAAAUCCCAAAAUUUGCAAGCAAGUUAGGUCUACUAAUUGGUGGAACAAAGAGAAAUUUAACUCCUUAAAUUGGAAUCAAAGAAGGUUUUAUAGAUGGGUGAGGAAAUAUCACCUUAUUUAUGACUAUUGCCAAGAUAAUCAAAGGUUUUCAGGCAAUCUUCCUAAGGAGUGUUCCCUUCCCAAAUAUUGAGUUGCAAGAAUUGCAGAGUUCUAUAGACAUAUACCAGUUUUAGGCAUAAUUUUAUGCAUAUCAGGUUCGAAAAACCUAAGUACUGUAAUUUGUUAUCGUAUACCCUAUUAAUCCAUAUAUUUAUCUUAUAAUUUUUUUUAUUUGGCUAAUAAAAUGUUGGUUUAGGAGUAAACUUAAUGCUUGAAAAUCCAAUGUCCAUUAUUAUAUUGUUCAGAUUCUCAUAUUAUCCUAAUUAAUUUUAUCCCAAAGUUUGGCUGUUUA
This is a messenger RNA of Beta vulgaris subsp. vulgaris (sugar beet), 1162 nucleotides long. RefSeq names its product probable xyloglucan endotransglucosylase/hydrolase protein 10. The transcript is spliced from 4 exons. Gene Ontology annotation, cellular component: apoplast; cell wall. Gene Ontology annotation, molecular function: xyloglucan:xyloglucosyl transferase activity; hydrolase activity, hydrolyzing O-glycosyl compounds. The record is from RefSeq and is a predicted model, not a curated record. Bases 11 to 901 code for a protein of 296 amino acids. Gene Ontology annotation, biological process: xyloglucan metabolic process; cell wall biogenesis. Lineage: Eukaryota; Viridiplantae; Streptophyta; Magnoliopsida; Caryophyllales; Amaranthaceae.